This is a messenger RNA of Chelonus insularis, 1570 nucleotides long. Its product is annotated as CLIP domain-containing serine protease 14D-like. The record is from RefSeq and is a predicted model, not a curated record. NCBI's taxonomy places the organism in Eukaryota, Metazoa, Arthropoda, Insecta, Hymenoptera, Braconidae. Gene Ontology annotation, biological process: proteolysis. Bases 282 to 1475 code for a protein of 397 amino acids. The transcript is spliced from 3 exons. Gene Ontology annotation, molecular function: serine-type endopeptidase activity.
CUAUUCACUCGUGAAGGAAAUUGAAUUCUAUGCUCAAAUGGGGAGAUAAGUAUUCUUGUUUAUUUACACUUGAACUUAUGGAAUUGGGUUGUAAGAGACCUGAUUUCUGAAUUGAUAGAAAGGAUCAUAGGAAAUUCCUCCUGGUAAAUGGUGGGAGAAAUGAGGUGUCUGGGACUAUGACCAGCUCAUAUUCAGAGCUGUUUAGUUGUUAAUUACAUCGUCUAAAGAGCAGCAGUGCUCUUUCAACUGACAACCUGAGAAAAAUUGAUUUUAAAAAUCAAAUGAUCAUGCGAAAAGUUUCGUUUUUUUUACAUUGCAUUAUUUUAUGCAUUACACUUGCAUCCAUCACUGCCAUCGAUGAAAAUGAAAGUUGUACAACACCAGACAAGAAGGAUGGGAUUUGCAUUAUUCUUCCUGAAUGUAGUGCUCUAAUGAAACUUUUAAAAAAUCGACGUACAAUCAAUGAAACUUCUCUAAACUUUUUGAGAGAAUCUAAAUGUGGAUUUAAAGGAAUGACACCAAAAGUUUGUUGCAAAGAAAUUCCACCCAAUGAAAUAAUUCAAUUUAAUUCCCAAGAUAAACUGAUUCUUUCAUCGUUAGAUUCAUCAGAUGAUGAAAUAAAAUUCCCUGAUACUGCAAACCAUCCCAAUCUGAAGUACUUGAAGCAUGAUAUCUGUGGACCAAUGUUUAAUGGAAAAAUAAUGGGAGGUGCAAAGACAAGUGUGAUAGAUUAUCCCUGGAUGGCAUUACUAUCAUAUGAUUUUAAUGGAACCAAAGAAUUUAAAUGCGGUGGGAGCAUAAUAAAUGAAAGAUAUAUAUUGACUGCUGCCCAUUGUGUGACGAAUCUUUCACCACCACUCACUUUAGACGCAGUACGAAUUGGAGAACAUAAUCUAAAUACAGAUCGUGAUUGUGAUCGAGAUAAUGAUGGCAAUGAAUUAGUUUGUUCUAAUGGACAUCAAGAUUUCAACAUAGAAGAAGUUCACUACCAUCCAGAAUUUAAUUCAAGGAAUCUAAAAAAUGACAUAGGACUUAUACGAGUAGAUAGACCUAUAGACUUUUCACAGAUAACAAUCAAACCAAUUUGCUUACCGAUUGGUCCUACAGCAAGCCAUGGUCCUAAACGAUUUACAGUGCUUGGCUGGGGAUCAACAGAACGUGGACCACGUAGCAACGAACUUCUCCAGGUGACUCUAGCUCGAAUGAAUUAUAAAGAAUGCGCUAAACGGUAUCCUCGUUACGUAACUAUUUGGUAUAAACAUAUAUGCGCUGGUGGCAGAGCUGGAAAAGAUUCUUGUGGAGGUGAUAGUGGUGGUCCUUUAUUAGCACCUGCACUUUAUUAUGACAAUAUUCGAUAUGUGCAAUAUGGGAUUGUGAGCUUUGGACAUAGAAGAUGUGGAACUGACGGUGUUCCUGGCGUUUAUACUAAAAUUGUUUUCUAUCUGGACUGGGUAUUGGAUAACAUCAAGCCCUAAUAAUAAUUUAUAAAAUUUUUCAAAGAUUUAUGUUUUUAACGUUGACCAUCAUUAUGAUUGUCAAAUUAACCUAUGAAUAAUUUUUUGUAAUAAUA